UUUCUUUCUUUUUUUUUUUUGGCUCAGUCUGAUUUGGAGGUGUAACCCUUGUGCUUUAUUACCCUGUGUGCAGCUUAUUGAAAGCACAGGAAAAAGAGAGAGCGAGAGAGACGUACACAGAAUGUAGAACGAGGGAUUGAGUGAAACAACAAAGAAUAAAAACAAAAAUCUCUCUCGUUCCUUUUCCCAGUCUGGAGAGUUCACAUCUGUUCACCUUGACACAGGAAACUGAGCAGCCAUUGGCGGAGUUUCUAUGUCCUUUUGAAGAUCAGAAAUCGGAUUGCAGAGGAAGAUGCGUAACAUCGCACAGCAGAUGGUUUCCUGGGUGUAUCCUUCUCUGUGUCUUACUUUGUUUUAGGCAAGUGGAUAUAUGAAGUAACAAUCACUACACCAAGCGGGGAGAAAUAAUGGCUAAAGUUUCAAUACUCUACAUGUGGCUGUUCUUAGCUACAUUAGCACUUCCUAAACCCUCAGUUUCUUCAGCGAAUGCUGCCUAUGUAGCUAAUGGAAAAGGGGUUCACGAACUAAGAGAGGACAGUUCAAGGAAAAAUAUUUCAGUUUCGGAGAAUGAUUUGCAGGUCCAAAAGUCGGAGAUGCCAAGUGUUCUUUCGUUGGAAGAAGCACGUGUGGAUGAUUUAUCAAAUACCAAACCACCUGGAGAUAGAAUUGGCAAUUUACGAACAACAGCUGCCUUUAGACCAUCUCAAGAGUCGGCAAAAAACAUGGAGACAUAUCUAGACCAUAAAUCUGAUCUUUUUCCAAGGAAGGAAGACGAAACGGUCCUGGCUGUCGAAGAUGCGAGCCAAAUCAGCUUAGCAACCACUGGUCAUGCAAGUCUAGAGGAAUCGUUGUGGACUUUGCAACAUCUUAGCCUAAUGCAACCUGUGGAUUCUAAUAAAUUAGAACUUAACUCUAAGUCUAAGAGCUCAACCAUUCUUACAAAAAAUGAAGAAACCAAAGUGAUAUCAACUCAGAAGCUACCAAAGUCUUCGCAAAAGGAAAAUUAUGUUGAGACUGCACAAGACAGCACAGCCCAGAGUUUGAGUACAGGUCAUCCAACGGUCUCUACCAUAAGGCUAGUUACCUCUGCUGCUCCAAAUUUUUCCAAGGAGAUAGGUGGGCCUGUUACGCCAAUACAAAAACUUCAGAUAGAUAGUGACAAUAAGCAGGAAAGUGAAGCAUUAUUAAAUAACUCUGUGGAAUUUCAUGAAGUCAAUUAUGUUUCAUCAUAUGUCACAUCGGCAGCUCUAAGGAAAAAAAUAGAGAACAAUUUUCUUGAUGAUAACUUAAGAUCUCAAUUGCAUGAAGUAGAACCUUCAGAGAAGUAUAAUUCUGCGUAUAGGACAACAGAGAGUUAUUCAGUCUUACGUGAGAUUGAACCAGAUGGAAAUGAAGUAAUAUCAGCAGACAUAGAGUUAAUCCACACAAACGAUAACCAGCAUUAUCAGAAGGAUAGUAACGCCAUCCCUGAGGAGUCAAUGGUAGAAGAAAAUGAAACCAAGCCUUCAAGCACUGCCACUGACUUGCAAGCUAAGCAACAAGCAGCCCCUGAUAUGACACCACCGACAAGGAUUUCCAUUCGGUUCCUUCCAUCAGAACCUCCUCUAAACAAGGAAUUAUCUACACUUCAAUCACAUCUUAGUAAGACAAACCUUCCUUACCCUACUGUUGAUCACAAGAAGCAUUUUACAUUAGAAGCAAAGUCAAGAACCCAAACAGAAAGACUUUCUACAUCUCCCACACUGCAGAAGUCCUUCAAGGUCGAAAAUGACUCUAUCAAAAUGGAGGACUUUGCAAAAGGUUCAGCUGUACCAGUAAAAGGACAAGCAUUGACUGAGAAAGGACUAUUAGUGGGCACUGCUCCACCAGGACUUGUAAUGUCCACAACUUGGAAGAAGCUGAUUACAAAACAGCAAGAAAAUGUGCCAGAAUUGGACCCCUUACAGACAGGAGUUAUUGCAACCCCUCAAGCCUUCCCAAACAACACAAGACGAACUGGACGUCGAGGAGAGAUAAGGGUCACCACUCAGAGAGCUGUUCGUAGACCACAAGUCGCUCCAAACAACCUUCCAUCUGUAAAACCUACAUUGGACGCUCCCCUGUGCUCCAAAACAGGGGGCACAUGUGAAUUUCUUGGAUCCAAUAGGACGCUUAUCAGUUGGGAUGAUUUGCAACGUACCUUGAGUUUUGCUUGGGAUAUGCACGUUUAUGGGACAGCAGUGCUCUUUCUCCUUUUAUCACUCGUUGCCCUGAUCAAUCUGAUAGGCUCCCCUAUCUUGAAGGUGUCUUAUCUUCCUUAUAUCAUUGUUUCCAAUGCACUCCUGUUUAUAAUUGGCAUACUUCGAGGUGUGUUCUUUGUUUUAGAUCCAUAUGGCUCUAAAUCUGAGAUUUCACCUGGUAUUGCCCUGGUACUCUACAAUAUCACUUUCCCUCUCAUGUUGUCAACAUUUGCCACCUUACUCCUGUUGGUUUUGAAGAUCGCUCAUCUUCAAUUAUUGCCUCCGAAGAUUCAGAGUCUUCCUUUGCUUGCAGUGAUUGGAGUUAUUCACUUUAUUAUCCUUCUAAGUGCAGACCUUCUUGCCCAUUUUCUAAAUCCAUCGGUAAAUAUUGUGUUACAAGUAAUUUCAGUUUCCUGGGGCAUAUUUCUCAUGGUAGGAAAUGUUGUUGCUUAUUUCCAGCUGAGAAAAUGUAGCAAAGACAUUACGAAUGAAACACAUAGAGUUUCUCCGACUUGUGAAGAUAUUGUUGUGGUACAGACGCAAGGAACAAACAUCAAGUGCUUGUUCACGUCCUCCAGAGUUCUGUUAGUUGGUAGUAUUUUUGGCCUGCUUUGUUGUGGUUUGCAGGUUUAUGCAGUGCUCUGGCUGCACGGUUUACUGGGUAAAAGGAAUGAAUUUUCAUGGCCAUGGUGGUUUUUGCAGUUCUGGUUCCGGAUUUUUGAACUAUCUCUGUGCUUUGCCAUGCUAUUUGUGGCCUCACAUAUCUUCUGUGUGCAGUGUGGUAGCAGUGAUCAUAGUUGCUGGUCCAAAAUAAUCAGUUACUUUUGCACCUACAAGAAAACAGAGGUUCCAGAAUAUCCAAACAACUGCUACGAUUGGACAAACAGUAUCCAAGAUAGAAUUGUUAAUAACAACAUCAAUAAAAGCCUAAUCCGUAACCAGUCAGAGAAUGUCCCGCUGAGGAUCCUUAAGGAAAACAAUGAAACUAAAUCUAGUACAAUAUUCUCCAAUAAUAGCAGGUCAUCUUCUCCCCUUUUCAGGCCUAAACCAGAAUCUGUUUUUGGACCAAAGUCUCAAAAUGUUCACAUGGGACGUUCUUACACUAGUAUUUGUUUUGAAAAGGAAUCCAUGCUCUCUCUGACAGAUCUAGAGUUCCGUCCCCCAUCUCCCAUUAACUUGAGCAGAAGUAUAGAUGAAGCUUUGUUCAGAGAACAUCUAGUCAGAGACAGCAUUUUUCUAGAUUCAAGUCUUCAGUACCCCAACUACUUAAACAGGCAAGACUCGUGUUCUUCAUUAAAAGACUGUUCCGCCUUAAACCAGACAGUUGACCCACUGAUCUCAUCUGACCUGAAAAUGAGAAGAUGUAGCAACCCUGACUACAUGUACAGUUUGGGAAGGUGUAACUCUGUGACAGAAGUGGACACCCCAACUGAGAGUCUGCAGGAGAGCAAAGAACUUCCCCACGAUGUAAUAACCGAAGGUGUAGUUUCUGUGAGUUCCUUAGACAGCGUCUCAAAAGGAUCAAUCAAAAUCAGUUGGAACCCAUGGAGACAUGGGCUGUCCUCUGUGGAAAGCCUCCCACUUGAAGAUACACCUGAAUCACAACUUUUAAAGCAAGACUCCCAACCCAGUAUCAUAUCUAAGAGCAGUGAACCUGAGAAGACACUAAGCCGGCGGCUCAUCGAAAGAAGCCAAACCACAGAUUCACAUAGCAUUGCCAGUGAAACCAUCGAACUGUGAAUAUUGUUCUAGCAGUAUUAGAGAAAAGGAAUAAGGACUUGCAUCAAAGAAUAUGCAGCAAAGUUUAUAUAAGAUGUUCGGUAGGAAAGAAUGAAUAUAACAUAGAGCGCCUUUCAGAUUUGUAAGGAAUAAACUGAUUUUUUGCAAAUUCUGCACAGAAUGAAGAAGUGCUCCUGUGUUGUAUUUGUCAGUAAUAAGCACAUCUACAAAAAUGGACAACAGAUGUCCUUUUUUUUAUUUUAAUAUUUAAUUUUUUUUAUUUUUAUACACUAUUUUUGUUUACAAUAUAAUUUUUAAAGACUUUUGUGUGUUGCAUAACAGGAUUACAGUCAAGAAAAAAAAAGUGACAUUACACUGUGCAAUAGCAGUAAACUCUAUAAUCGUACCUAAGACGAAAGCACUUACAGGCAGAUUUGUCAUGAAUUUCGACCAAUUUUAACUGCAUUGGACUUAAUCUUAUGAAAUGCUGAUGUGUUACAGACUAAGACCUAUAGGAAUUACAUACAGAAUGCGGUAUUUUGAGUAAUAACUUGAGGUACGUGCUGUGCAAGUUAAAGGGGAGGGGGGCGGUUGCAUGAGAUUUGCUCCAGGUGUUUCCAUGGCAACUAUUUGAGGCCUAAUCUGUCUCUCUGCAAUGCAGAGUCCUAAACCAAAAAAAGAGGAAAAUAAACAGUGUGCAUAUUUGGAGAGUGUUUAUGGCAGUCUGUCACCUGCUCCCACUAUAAAAUAAAACAUUUUAAUGAAGAGAUUAAUGUGUUCAAAAACAAAAGCAGACACUAAAAAAAGGAUUUAAAUGCUGUUACUGUAUAUAUGUGUACGCUGUAUAUAGUGUAUAUAAAGUUUUUUUUUGGGGGGGGGGGGGGUUUGGACAUCUAGUCAAAUGUUUUUUAUGGAACUUUUCAAAAAAUUAUUUAAAAAACAACAAGGUUUAAAAAAAAAAAACAGAAUAAAAAGGAAAAGGAUAACACUUUUCCCAUUUACAAUAUCACAAAUCAUGAUCAUAGAGUACUAUAGGACAAAUUCAAGAUGUUAAUUAUUUUGAGUGAUUUCAGAUUGCUUUUUAUGUUCUGCAGUGUUUGUAAGAAGAAAAUAUGUUAGAAAAUCCAAAGUUAAAUUAUCCUAAAAUAUGAUAUAUACAUUUUUAUAAUCCAUACUAUGCAGCUACGGCUUGUCAGAUCAUGACCUCUAUAGAGGGUCAGCUCUAAAAACGCACAAUUCAGGUUUUGAAGUAUGUAUUUUCCAUUAGCUGAUUAUCAGCUAAUCUAGUG
Pelobates fuscus (common spadefoot toad) is the source of this 5227-nucleotide messenger RNA. RefSeq names its product proline rich transmembrane protein 3 (gene PRRT3). Lineage: Eukaryota; Metazoa; Chordata; Amphibia; Anura; Pelobatidae. The coding region runs from base 408 to 3959 and encodes 1183 amino acids. The transcript has 4 exons. The record is from RefSeq and is a predicted model, not a curated record.